AUGAAGGAGCUACUCACCAAAAAGAGGAAAUACAUUGAAGCAGAAACCAUUGAAGUACAAGGCAACUGUAGUGCCAUCAUUCAAAAGCUUCUCCCACCAAAAUUUAAAGAUCCUGGUAGUUUUACUAUCCCAUGCACCAUUGGGAAAUUAGCUAUUGAUUUGGGAGCAAGCAUCAAUCUAAUGCCUCUCUCGAUGUUUAAGAAGAUUGGAGAGUUAGAAUUGAAACCUACUCGUAUGACUCUGCAACUAGCUGAUAAAUCCAUUAAAUACCCUCAAGGAGUGGUGGAAGAUGUGCUAGUCAAGGUUGACAAAUUACUCUUCCCUGUGGAUUUUGUUAUAAUGGAAAUGGAGGAGGAUACAAAAGUUCCUCUCAUUCUUGGGAGACCAUUUAUGAAGACUGCAAGAGUGUUAAUUGAUGUUGAUAAUGGUAAACUUAAGGUAAGAGUGCAAAAUGAAGAAGUAAACUUCAAUGUUUUUGGAGUUAUGUCCCACCCAAAUGAUGAUGAAGCAUGUUUCCAAAUUGAUGCAUUGGAUGAAGUAUGCUUGAACACUGAGAAGGUAGCUUACAUUUCAUUUCCUCUUGAGAAGACACUUAUUGAUGCUUGUGAAGCUCUCAAUGAAGAGGAAGAAAAAUUGAUUGAUGAAUGUCUGACUAACUUGGAGACUCUAAAGGAAAUCCCUCUUCAGGAAGUGGAUAUUGAAUAUUUAAAUGCCAAGGAGGAAGUCAAAGAUGGCAAACUUGAGUUAAAAAUAUUACCCCCACAUUUGAAGUAUGUAUUUCUAGAAGUGGGUGGUAACAAAACAGUUAUCAUCAACAAUUCUUUAUCUUCCACAGAAGAAGCAAAAUUGAUUGAAGUUCUCAAAGCUAAUAAGGAAGCUAUCGGGUGGACAAUAUCAGAUCUCAAAGGAAUAAGCCCUUCAUAUUCAUGCAGGAGGACUUCAAGCCAGUAG
This is a messenger RNA of Vigna radiata var. radiata (mung bean), 951 nucleotides long. RefSeq lists its product as uncharacterized. Bases 1 to 951 code for a protein of 316 amino acids. NCBI's taxonomy places the organism in Eukaryota, Viridiplantae, Streptophyta, Magnoliopsida, Fabales, Fabaceae. The record is from RefSeq and is a predicted model, not a curated record. The transcript has a single exon.